CUUUUCAACCUAACAAUAACCACGUGAAGGCGGAUCUGCUACAUAUGUAACGUCAAAUUAUUUUUCAAUAAAAAUAGUUUAGCAAUAACAAAACACAACAAUCUAGUAGAGAAAACACACAACAAUGGCGCUACGAAUACAGUUUGAAAAUAAUGAUGAUAUUGGCGUCUUUACAAAGCUGACAAAUACAUAUUGCCUUGUUGCUAUUGGUGGCUCGGAAACAUUUUAUAGCGCCUAUGAAGCUGAGCUGACUGAGACCAUUCCGGUGGUUCAUGCCAACAUAGGUGGUUGCCGUAUAAUAGGACGUCUCACUGUGGGAAACCGCAAUGGACUACUAGUGCCCAAUUCUACUACGGACGAAGAGCUGCAGCAUUUGCGUAAUAGUUUGCCGGAUAAAAUAAAAAUACAACGUGUCGAGGAGCGCCUGUCGGCACUAGGAAAUGUAAUUGCCUGUAACGACUAUGUAGCCCUCGUUCAUCCUGAUUUAGAUAAGGAAACAGAGGAGAUUAUCGGCGAUGUCCUUAACGUCGAAGUGUUCCGUCAAACUGUAGCCGAUAACACUCUCGUGGGUUCCUAUACAGUACUUAGCAACCAAGGUGGGAUGGUUCAUCCAAAGACUUCUAUUCAGGAUCAAGAUGAACUGUCAUCACUUCUACAAGUUCCGCUGGUGGCGGGCACUGUUAAUCGUGGCAGCGAGGUUCUUGCUGCCGGAAUGGUGGUCAAUGAUUGGAUAUCAUUCGUAGGAAUGAAUACAACAGCUACUGAAAUAUCUGUUAUUGAGAGCGUAUUUAAGUUAAAUCAAGCACAGCCUUCAACGGUGGCAACAAAAUUACGUGCAACGCUCAUUGAGGACAUGUCAUAAGAUAGAUUGACAAUAAAAAAUUCUAGCGUAGCUUAUUGUACGAAUUUUUAACGCAUUCUAAAUUAGAAAUUACUGAAAUAUAUGGAAGUAGUACAUACAAA
Molecule: messenger RNA, 963 nt
Organism: Scaptodrosophila lebanonensis
Lineage: Eukaryota; Metazoa; Arthropoda; Insecta; Diptera; Drosophilidae
Gene: eIF6
Product: eukaryotic translation initiation factor 6
Exons: 1
Coding region: 125-862 (245 amino acids)
Biological process (GO): ribosomal subunit export from nucleus; maturation of 5.8S rRNA; cytosolic ribosome assembly
Cellular component (GO): cytosol; preribosome, large subunit precursor; nucleolus
Molecular function (GO): ribosomal large subunit binding
Source: RefSeq, a predicted model, not a curated record